Aspergillus pseudotamarii is the source of this 1631-nucleotide messenger RNA. RefSeq lists its product as uncharacterized. NCBI's taxonomy places the organism in Eukaryota, Fungi, Ascomycota, Eurotiomycetes, Eurotiales, Aspergillaceae. Bases 701 to 1087 code for a protein of 128 amino acids. The transcript has a single exon. The record is from RefSeq and is a predicted model, not a curated record.
AAGAUACUGAGCUAAGUUGGCAACCAUUUUGAAAGCUCUGGCUUCCGUAUUGGCGGCAAGAAAAAGCAUUGCAGGCGAGCUGCAUUGAUAAGACAAGCAGUGCAAAGCUAUCUAAGCCACUCAAUCAACGCAUCAUUGGUACCAGGAAACCAAAGUAUGCAAUGCAUAUCUUGCGGAUGUGCUAUCGAAGACUCACGCCGACAGUAGAUGGUUCAAGCGAAGACGGACACUUCAAAAGCCUCAGAGUUCUUUGUAGAGCUCCUGCCCAUGUGACAAGCCUCCAAGAGACUGCUUGCAGAACUGCCAGUAGUGCAUGGGUGGCACCAUCUUGUCCUCCGCCAACCUUACUCUUGGAAGCUUAGGAGACUGCACUUUUUGGCCAGAAAAAGACAUGAUCGAAUGAACUUCAGGACACCGACACUUGAUUGACGAGAUUGUUAAGCCAGAUCUCAGACAGUUCAGGCUUGAUCAUCAUCCUUGGGGCUUACUAGCAACUAACCUGUCCGCAACACUUCAAGCGUAGCCAGUGUUCACCCCGUUUGAUUUUAUACAGUCUUCGCAAGAUACGCCUUGUAAUGUAUUGAAGCUUGGCACUUCAUGGUUGACGAUAGCUUACGACAUGGUCUCGUUGCAUCCGAUAUCUUGACCAUCAAGGACAACCUAACCGUCAAUCAACUACGACAGAAUCUGUUAUAAAGAUAUGAUUGUGUUCAUUGGCUCCGUCAAUGGUGUCGCUGAGUAUAAACACAAAGGAUCAGUGGAAACCAACCUCUACGCUAUCUUAACGUGGCUUAGUGCUGAAAUGGUUCACGGAGUUAGAAAAAAAAAUGCCCCCUACGCAUUCUACCGCAUGAGGAAGAAUAGCCCUCCAAUAUCCACCGCAGCUAUUCCAACUGACAGCAUUUUCAUAUCUGUGAGUCGAAAUGACCAUAUUUUACAGCGAUGGACGCAUAAAGAGCUCAAUGUUGUGAAACUCUACACUGGUCGCGGUGUCGACGUGGGUCAUAUCGCCUGGAUCGCAGAAACAGCCCUCCACCUUGCCUGUAGACAUAAAGAGCUAGCAGGGACCAGGGAAAUCUUAGGCUAGUAGUACACUAAUACCGGCCAAUACCUAACAGACUAGUCAUGAGUGACAGAGGCAGUUAUGUCCUUGGACUAAAGCCCGUUGCUAGGCACAAUGACUCUCCUUCUCGUCGCCUACCGCCCCCAUGCGAGUGGUGCUGCUAUUACUGAUGUUGCUAGUGUUACUGCUGCUUAAUAAAUUACCACUGGAUGUCCAUACUCCUACUAAGAAGAACGAUGGAGAUAUCGGUAUUUUCUGCUGCUGCUACUGCUCUUCGUUCGUCUCCCAGUGCCGAACCUGAGCGAAUAUGAGUACAUGAGCAUCACCGCUCUAUAGGUACUUUGGCAGGAUUGUUUCUAGUGGAAUAUUCCUGUACUCCAAGGCACAAAAAGAUGGGGCAUAUCGAAAGAGAAUGCAGAAGAAGGCUUGAAAGCUUUCAGAGAGGCUUACUAUGUUGCGGAACAAACUUUACUGGGGGCUCGAGAUCCUGGGACAACUUUGAACGUGAUGUUGAGGCGACCUACGAAGGCCGUGCAUGGAAUCAGCGCCUAAGCGACCACCGGCAGAG